Messenger RNA from Eruca vesicaria subsp. sativa (arugula), 1307 nucleotides. The record is from the annotation of a GenBank genome assembly. NCBI's taxonomy places the organism in Eukaryota, Viridiplantae, Streptophyta, Magnoliopsida, Brassicales, Brassicaceae.
AUGGGAGGAAAACAAUCCAAGAAGAAGAAAAACAUUGAAUACGGUUCACCAACAACACCUGUAAAGAUCAAGAUCAACUCAGCUUACACAGAACACUUGACCUCUUACGAACUAGCUUGCUCCGAAGACCCAAAGCUCGAGUCUUUUGACUCAUCUCUUCACCAACGAACUAACCGAGUCAUCAACAAGCUCGCAGCAUCAUCAGGCGUUGAGAUAAAAUCUCUCUCCUUCGAUUCCCUUAGAGAGGUUACACAAUGUCUUCUUGAUAUGAACCAAGACGUGGUCAAAGUUAUAUUACAGGACAAAGAAGAUAUAUGGAGCAACCAAGACUUGUUCUCUCUUGUGAACAUGUAUUUCGACAGCACUGCGAAGACUAUGGAGUUCUGCUCUGAGCUCCAGAGUUGUCUCAACAGGGCGAGGAGAAGUCAAGUGAUUAUCCAGUUUGCUGUUAAUCACUUUGAGGAAGAGGAGGAUGGUAAUAGUAAGUAUGAGAAGACUCUUGGGGAGCUUAAGAGGUUGACAUUAGCUGGUGACCCGUUUUCUAAAGAGUUCUUUGCUCUUUUCGAUUCGGUGCGUAACCAUCAAGUUAUGAUGCGUGAGGAGCUUCAUAAGCUAAAGAGGAGGCUUGAUAAGAAGCUUAAGAACAUCAAAACAUGGAGAAGAGUUUCCAACAUGGUGUUUGUGACUGCGUUUAUCUCUGUGCUUAUCUUCUCGGUGGUUGCAGCCUCUGUGGCUGCACCGCCUGUAGUGGCGGCUCUAGCCGGUGCGUUGGCUGUUCCUGUGGGGUCUGUUGGGAAGUGGUGUAACUCGCUUUGGACAAAGUAUGAGAAAGUUGUUAGAGGGCAGAAGGAGAUCAUUACAUCAAUUAGAAUCGGGACUUAUGUAUCGGUUAAGGAGAUGGAUAAUAUAAGUGUUCUUGUGCGGAGAGUGGAAGUGGAGAUUGGGGCUUUGUUGAGGAAUGCUGAGUUUGCUGUUAGUGAGGAGAAGGAGGUGAGGAUUGCAAUAGAUGAGAUCAAGGAGAAGCUUGAUGUGUUUACUGAAACGGUUGAGGAACUUGGGAAACAUGCGAAUAAGUAUUGUAGUGAUGUGACAAAGGCGAGAACUGUGAUUCUGCAGAGGAUAAUUAGAUACCCUACUGGUUCAACGACUGAAGAAGCUACUUGAAACGUUUUCGUGAGAAGUCGGAUUCGGACUCGUGGAUGGCUUUGAAGAUUGUUGGUUUGUUUUGUUUAGCACAUGUAUUAUGAACAGCUAAUUAUAAGAUAUAAAAUAAAAAAACUAGAUUUUGACCCGCGCUUGAAAACGCG